AUAAUUUUAUAAAUAGGUAAUUAAUUUCAGCGAUAAUCAGGUUUUUUACAUUACUGUUUAAACAUUCUACAUAAAGCUCUGUUAACAUGCUUCGUAACAUACGGUCAUAUCAUAUCUUUCGUAAAUUUUCUAUUACCGCAUGUUUACCAGCGCAAACAUUUCUAACCAAUGAAUAUAAGUGUGCAGAAGCUUGGAAUACACAAACUUCUUCUUCAUUCAUAUCUAAAGUAAAUCUUAAUGAUUUUUAUAAUAUAUUAGAACAAAGCUACGCAUCUAAAGGCGUUCUAAGCGCUAUUGACGUGGAUAUAUUCGCCAAUGCCGUUAAAGACCCUACGUACUUGGACGAACUAAGAGAUCUCCUGCAUAAACUGAGACUCACUGCUGAAACGCAGAAUACAUUGGAAUCAACACACCAUGCUACUAUAAGAAAUUACCUUGAAUAUGGAAAUUUAUCAGACUUGGUAAACAUGUUAUGUGAUCCAUUGAAUUUUGGAGUAUUUUUAGAUUUUUAUACAGCUAAUAUGUUGUUAGAUAAAUUAUUAAGCACCGAACAAUAUGAGCUUGCUGCUCAAGUGGCAUCAACAGUUAUGUUACAAGAAGAUUAUUCUCAUGCUAUAACUAACAGCCUAUGCAAAUAUGCAUGCUACAAGUAUUUACUACAACCAAAGCAGGAUAGUCCUCCUGUUGAAGAUACUAACAAGAAAGUGGAAGAAAAAAAGAUAAGAAUAAAAUUUUUGAGGAAUCCAUUCUUUGAUGAUCAUUUUGAUCUCAAAGAUUUACACCUGUUAAGUGGUAAGACAUUAGCUUGGAUGUCCAGAAAAGACACAGACAAUGUUAAUAAUAAUUUACAAAUAAUUGGUUGGCUUUUUUAUAAAAAGUUUGAUAAAUUUUCAUCAACUGUGGAAGAAUUGUGUAAAAUAUCUACAUUCAAGUUAUAUCAAGAAGUAUUAGAGCUUGUCAAUACACAGUUACAAACUUUAAAUGAUGAUGAUAAAAACUUAAUACAAACAAGUGUUGAACUGCUCAAUUCAGCUUCUGUAGCUGAAGUCAAACUAGAAGAUUCAAUGAAAAAAGAAAUUGAAAAUGCUAUCAACAGAUUACAAAAUAAAGAUAUUUCCUCACAAAAAGAGCUAUUUGGAACAUGGGUCAAAAUCAGAGAAGAAAGAUUAGAAGAACAAGCAAAACGUUUAGAUAGAGCUAAAAGAGUUAAGGAUAUUGAAGAAAAACAGAAAACAAUAGUGGUAGAAGAGCAAAAGUUAUGGUUCUUUGAAAAUGAAGAAAAAAUUGACUUACAGAUUGAGGAAAAAGAAGAAAAGAGCCAGAUAACAACUUCCAAAACCACAAAGGAAAAGAAUGAUGAAAAUUAUAUUCCACCUGAAAUAUUACCUAAAAAGAGAUCUUAAAGCAUUUAGUGAACACAAUUAGAAAUAUAUAUGUGUAGUAAAUAAUUGAAGUAAUUUGCAUA
Messenger RNA from Aricia agestis (brown argus), 1465 nucleotides. RefSeq lists its product as uncharacterized. The record is from RefSeq and is a predicted model, not a curated record. Bases 87 to 1403 code for a protein of 438 amino acids. Lineage: Eukaryota; Metazoa; Arthropoda; Insecta; Lepidoptera; Lycaenidae. The transcript is spliced from 2 exons. Gene Ontology annotation, cellular component: mitochondrion.